Brassica rapa (field mustard) is the source of this 3353-nucleotide messenger RNA. RefSeq names its product protein IQ-DOMAIN 1. Gene Ontology annotation, molecular function: protein binding. Lineage: Eukaryota; Viridiplantae; Streptophyta; Magnoliopsida; Brassicales; Brassicaceae. The record is from RefSeq and is a predicted model, not a curated record.
CUAAGAUCAUUGUGGGUUAUUAGCAAAAAAAGAAUUUACAUUUUAAAUUCAAUAGAAAAGAAUACCAACUCUUAAGGUGGAAUUUAAAACAUAAAAAAAACAAUGAUCCCAUUUCAUUUUUCCGAUCCUUCCCUAUUGUCACACUCUCCCGAUGCUACUUCCCUCUUACCACCUUCUAAUCACUAACCUUCUUCCUCCAAAGAAUCCAUUUAUGUUGACAGUGUCAAACUUCUCUGCUCUGGUUUGUUCUACAGCAACAUUUCUCGCUGUACACAGUCUCGCCGAAAAAAGUACCUUCCUCUUUAUAUUUGCACAACACUUUAUAAGAAGUGGUAACAGUAAUAUGUUGUUGUCUUUUAACACUAGUCUCGUGAUGGACCUUAUAGCACCAUGGUUUUUAACCAGUGGCGAAGCUAGGCUAUAAGAUGUGGGGGGACAUGCACCCACAAUCAUUUUAAAAUUUUAAGUUUUGUAUGUAAAAACAACAAAAGUUUGACAGCUCAUAUGGUAAAACUGUAGUUUAUGCACCCAUACUUUCCCAUGUUCGAUCCCUUUUAUAUGCAUUUUUAUUUUCAUUACCAAAAGUGCACCCACAAAUUAAAUGGUCUAGAUAUCGCCCCUGUUUUUAACUCAGGUAAGCUCUCUUAACAAAUUUGAUUGCUUGAGAAUAUAGGAGAAGUAAGUAGUGAUGGCGGCAAUGCUAAAUUACAACUAGAGACUUGAGCGAUGAGGUUAAUAUAAUGUUCUGUAAUCGUUGUGUAUAUUAGAAAUAAAACUAGUUUCUUGUCUCGUUUGGAUUCUACCAAUGCAAUUUAGAAAAUAGAUAGCUUUUUUAUGGAAGAGUUUGGGGGCAAAAAAGAAUGAGAAUGAGAAUCAAAAUCAAAGAAGAAGGUUUUGUUACGGAUACAAAUUACCAAAUUUGUUUUUUUGUUUUGUUUUAAAAUUUUACCAAAUUUCCCAUCAAAAUCUUUGAACCAACCAAGUCUCACCAGAUUUAAAACCCUCAAAAUUUUAUCAAAUCCCUAAUACAAUAGAGACCAAAACGAGUGUUUCAUUAACCACAAUCGGCUGGGGAUUUAAGAUACUUGGGAUUUAAUUUUGUUAAGUCGUCAUCAUGAUCAUGUGAUAAAAUAGAGAUCAAUAAUGGUAAAUUAGAAAGUUAUGGGAUAAAUCAAUUAGACGUGCAUAUAACAAAAUAAACAUCUGAUGCACUCAAAAACGAAUAUUAGUUCGUUAGUCAAAGGGACAACAGAAACAAACCCCAAUAAAAUGAAAUGUUUCAAAAAAAAAAAACUAUGUAUAAUAAAUAUAUGAAAAUGAGAUAAAUAGAAUAUUCCAACUAUGGUAUGAAGAAAAGGUCUAUUAAAUAAUAACCUGUUGUCACGGGCACUGUUUCAUUCCUCUGGACCGCUUCUCCUUCAAGAUCUGUUCCUUCCUUCCUUCCUUCCCUCUUUUCCUCUAACCAGAUUUUUGUUGUACCCAUACAUACAUAAGAUAGAUCACUCCACUUCCUUACCAUAUUCAUCGUUCUUUGUUGAACUCUCUUUCUCUACUGUUUGGUCGAUCUAAGCCAUUUUUUUUUAAAGAUUUUUUUUUGUAUUUUCAGUACUGUUGUUACUCCCAAGUGUAGAUUCUGCGUUUGAACAAACCGAAACGUCUUCACAGGUUUGGCUUUUUUUUUUCUCCGAGUUUUUUUUUGUCCUUACAAAAAAAAACCUCGGCUUCAAGAAAGAUCCAAACUUGAUUCAUAAUCUAUAAUCUGAAAAAGGAAAAUCUAAAAAAAAUGGGUAAGAGUUGGUUUGCUGUUGUGAAGAAGGCCUUCACUCCCAGACCAAAACAAACAAAAGAUGAACAGCCACAUAAGGCCAAGAAGUGGUUUGGUAAAUCCAAGAAGUUGGAUGUUACCACUCCUGGUGUAGCUGGUUCCUUGCCUAGCAACACUCUUUGUGUUGCCAGAGAAGCGAAACUAAAGGAGAUCGAGGAGGAACAGAGCAGACAUGCUUACUCUGUGGCUGUUGCAACUGCUGCUGCCGCAGAUGCAGCUGUUGCAGCCGCUCAAGCUGCAGCUGAAGUCGUUCGUCUCACUGCAGUAUCACGUUUCCCUGGGAAAUCAAAGGAAGAUAUUGCUGCUAUCAAGAUUCAGACAGCAUUUAGAGGUUAUAUGGCAAGGAGAGCGUUGCGUGCGUUGAGAGGACUUGUGAGGCUAAAGUCUCUAGUCCAAGGGAAAGGUGUAAGACGUCAAGCCACAUCAACAUUGCAGAGCAUGCAAACACUAGCUAGAUUACAAUAUCAGAUUCGUGAGAGGAGGCUCCGUUUGUCAGAGGAUAAGCAGGCUUGUGCAAGAAAGCUCCAACAGAAACACAACAAAGAUUUUGCUAAGAUUGGAGGAAACUGGGAUGAUAGCACACUGUCUAGGGAGAGAGUUGAAGCAAACAUGUUGAACAAGCAAGUGGCAACUAUGAGAAGAGAAAAAGCACUUGCAUAUGCAUACACUCAUCAGAAUACGUGGAAAGGCUCAUCUAUUUCACAAACAUUCAUGGAUCCGAACAACCCGCAUUGGGGUUGGAGCUGGCUAGAACGUUGGAUGGCUGCACGACCAAACGAAAACCAGUCAGUCACACUCACACCAGACACCGCUGACAAAACCUCUUCUGCUGCGAAUAGUGUAGCAAGCCGUGCCAGGUCUGAGAUAAUCCCACGCGGCAGAAAGCCAUCACCGAAACGAAUCACACCACCAAGUAGUCGAAGAAUGUCAAGCCCUGGAGUGAGGCAAGUCCCAAGUGGGGAUGAAGACUCGAAGAGCAGGUUGAGUAUCCAAUCAGAACAGCCUGGCAACCGUAGGCAUAGCAUUGGGGGGUCAUUGCCAUCCACUAGAGAUGAUGAGAGUAGUAUCACUAGUAGUAGUGUCUCUCAGUCAGUUCCGGGCUACAUGGCGCUUACACAAGCAGCUAAAGCGAGAGCACGGCUCUCAAACCUUAGUCCUUUAGGGUCAGAGAAGACUGCGAAAAAGCGGCUUUCGUUCUCUGACUCUCCUAAUAAGACUGUAAGACGGUUUUCAGGUCCCCCUAAGCUGGAAAGCAGUGGUAACAACAAAAAUAAAGAUAGUGUUCUUGCUUAAGCAGGAGACUGGAUAUAGUUUAGACAAGAGUCUGCAACAGAGGUGAGAUCAGAUCAGAGAAAAUUAUGUUGUGUCUUUUGUCUAUAACAGUUGUCUUGAUUUUGUUUUGGAUUAUUUUGACUCCUUUAAACUUAACUAUUUGUUUUGAUUUUUUGAUUGGUUGUUAUUUGGUAAUGUAACUUUCGUAAUGAUAAAAGGACAAAAAUAUAAACAAGUUUAGAGAUUUUCAGUGUAA